Molecule: messenger RNA, 162 nt
Organism: Caenorhabditis briggsae
Lineage: Eukaryota; Metazoa; Nematoda; Chromadorea; Rhabditida; Rhabditidae
Exons: 2
Source: RefSeq, a predicted model, not a curated record
CUGAACGGCGCCGACGGCAAGUACUUCGUCCACAUCGACCCGAUCGUUCUCGCUCGUCGUGGACUCAUCUGUUCCAUCUAUCAAGAGCUUCAGUACAUGCCAUCUGAGGGAUCGAGCACCCAAGUGACAACUACUGCCUACCAUGCCCACAUCAUGAUUUAA